Molecule: messenger RNA, 3952 nt
Organism: Onthophagus taurus
Lineage: Eukaryota; Metazoa; Arthropoda; Insecta; Coleoptera; Scarabaeidae
Product: DENN domain-containing protein 2B
Source: RefSeq, a predicted model, not a curated record
UCAACGCGUAAAACUUGGAGCUCAAGAUGUUUGUAUACAAAUAACUCGAACGAAUAAAAUGGAUAAGAUGUAAAUGCGACCGACCUUGCAGCGUUUACGGUUCAUUCGUUUUGAUCAAUCAAUUAAAAAGUGUUAACAGUCGGGACUUUCGCGUGCGUAUUAUUCGUUUUGUGUUCGUUUAAAACUACUUCGGUAAGUUACUUAAAAACCUACGCCUAAAACGGACGACGGAUUGGUUUUAUUUUUUUUUCUACAUCCGCCUUCGUUCGCUUUUUCUUAAUACUUUAACCUCAAAAUAUGGGUUGACUCUGACAACCUGUUGCUUUUGAGAAACGGCAGCUUUCGACGAUUUUUUGCUAUACGAUGUUCGACGAUAUUCACUUCAAAAUUAAGUGAUUUAUAAUGUACAAGCCGCCCGCAAAUUCCAACCGGGUCAAAACGAUCAAAAUGCGUUUUGAAAAUCAAGAAACAACAACAAUCCAAAAUACGAAUGUUAGUGGUGUUAAGAAACAUCACAGUGUUGGAGCUAAAGAUCGAAAAGAAGAUAGAAAUAAUGGAUUGGGGCAGGUUGAAGACGAUAUAGAGUUAAAACCAAAGAUUGAGAUGAAAGAGAAUUUAAAGUGUCAAUUAAGUGAUCCUAUAAAAUGUAAUAUAAAACGUACUCCAGCAUUUAGAUUAGAUAAAAACACAUUUAAAGAUAAAGAUCAUGGUUUUCAAAGACAUUAUUAUGGUAGUAUUAAAAGUAAAGUUGAUAAGUUCAGGUUGAUGGAUGAUACAAGACUGACGGGAAGCUGUGAUAAUGAUAAUUUUACAGACGAUGAUAAAUCGGCGGUUAGUAGACUUAUACAGUUCACAAAGGAACCAACAAUUAAUCACAAUAGUUCUGUAAUUAGUAAUAAUGAUGCUAAUUUAACUAAUUCCAAAAAUUUGAAUCAUGACCUAAAUCAACUUGUAACAAAAAUGUUAUAUUCAGAACCAAUUCCGAAAUCACAACGAAAACUUAAACUGGAAAUGAAUAAAAGUGAAGUUACAGAGACAAUACAUAACGUAAAAACGCUGAAAUUAACCGAAACUACUCAAAGUAAACCGAAGAACCAAAUAGAAACAGCCGAAAACGUGAUAGAUAUCUUAAAAAGUGCCGAAUCUUUAAAUGGAAGUGAUACGAUAAAAAACGCCUUAAAGCGGCCAUUACCAGCUGGUCCAGCUCCGAAGAAACCGCCACGAACCUUCCAACAUUCAUCUCCAAAUUCUCAAACCACUAAUCGCAAAUCAUCAACUUUACAAAUUGAAGAUGAUUUCGCAAAAAAGCUCAAUGAUACUCUUCAAAAACAUGAUACUCAAUCAAAAACGAAAAAGGAUCCGAAAUAUAUGUUGGAAAAACUCGAAACUGCUUUAAAAAAUAAUAAAAUUAAAUUGCAAAAACAAAAAAAUUUUGAUUAUUCAUCUGAUGAUGAUAAUUUAAGGUUAACGAAAAGCACCACAUCAUCACCUUUAUUGAAAAGACUGAACGAAACGAAUCAAUCUCAAAAAUUUAAUUUCGGAUGUUUAAAUUCAAUGUGCACUAAACCUACUUAUGAAACGAUAGUUGAAUCGAAGUCGUCGUUUUUUGUCGAUAAAAAUGAACCGAUUUAUGCUGAACCGUAUCAGUUUGAUGAGAUUUUAAGAAAAAAAGAUGCAAAUUCUGGUGACGCCAAAGAAAAGGAGCAAAGAAACAGUCUUUAUUAUAUGAGCAGCCCCAUUUUGGGUCUUGAAAACGUCGAAAAUAAUUCGAAUUUUAAAAUGGAUGACGUUGCCGAUAAAGAAGGGGAGUUAAAUCGAAGCAAAUCUUUAUCAUUUAGUACAUCGGAUAGCGACUCAAACGCUUCAACGCCCAUUGAAUUGGCUAAUUCUUCGAACAGUGCCUUUGUUAAAGAUCUAAUUAAAUCAUUCGAACACAAACAAAAUGAACCGAGCAGGACGAAACGUGGUGGCGGUGUUUGUUUAAGAGAAAGAGCGAAAUCUUUGGAUAGAAACAAUCUUUCAAAUCGUUAUGGGGUGGUUUGCGACAUACAAACACCGCUGAAGGUGGUUCAAAGGGAGGAAAGUAAAUUUGAGAUUUAUGUAAAGACAGUUAGGGCGUUUUCUAUAAAAAGUAUGACUGGUAAACAGUUGUUUCAUUGUUGUUUAUUGGUUGGUUUGGAUGAAAAGUGUCCCUACAUCAAAUCAAAGUUUCCACCAAAUAUUGAAAUUCCUCCAUACAUUGAAAAGUUAUGUUUUCCUGAUAGUGAAGAUCAUAGAAUAAAUUAUAGUGCCAAAGAACAAUGUUACUCCUUAGUUGUAACCGACGAGUCCGGAGAUAGAAUAUAUGGUUAUUGUCGGAGAGUUCUACCUGAAGGAUCUUGUACCUGUCUUCCAUUAGCUUAUUGUAUAUUAACAAAACAUCGCGCGCCUCGAUUUUAUAAACGAAUACUUCAAGAGCUUGAAUCUCAUCAUGGUUUGCCUGAUAAGCAACGAGAGGAAUUGUUGAAGGAAUUUCACCAAUUGGAGUUUCCAAAACCGGGUCAUUCAAUCCGGUUGGAUUUGAGUAAAAUUAUUAAAAGCGAAGUAAAAUAUUAUGACACAAAAAAUCCUACUUCACCAAAAGAUCUGGAGAAUAAUAACGAAAUUAAUCGGAAAAGCGAGGAGGAUUUAAAAUCAUUUUGCGUCGUUGAGCAACCAUGUCCUCAUGGAAUUGUUAAUUUAAGUGGAGGAAGAGGAUCUGGGGAGAAUGGGAUGAAAGAUAAUUGUCCCAUCUGUUCAGAAGUGACAUAUCAAACUUUAGUGUUAACAUUACACCAAGAUAUGAGAUAUGAAGAAACUAAUUUGAAAAAAUUGUGUGAAACCUUACAUGUUAAUUUAUUACAAAAAGUUUUUGAAAAUUUAUUAUUGGAAAGAAAGGUUAUUUUUAUUAGUUGUCAUUUGAGUAAAUUAUCUUCAUGUAUUGAAGCUGUGCAAAGUGUGCUCUACCCAUUUUCAUGGCCACACGCGUUUAUUCCAGUUUUACCAAAAACCCGUUGGGAAAUCGUUGAAGCACCAGCACCGCUUAUUUGCGGUGUUUUAUCAGUAUCGGUUGUUAAUGAUUACAAAAUUGAAAAUGCUAUUGUAGUUGAUUUAGAUUCAAAAGAUAUUAUUCUCGAAAUUGAGGACGACGAAAAAAUCCUUCCAGAGUGCGCAAUAAAAUCGUGGAAGAAAGGUUUAGUAGCUGCAAACAGUAUAGUUACUUCAGAAAAUGAACAUAACGUUUUAUUAAGCGACGCGUUUAUUCGAGUUUUUAUCCAAACUUGUGGCCAUUACAAAGAUUUUAUUAAAGAUAACAGUUUUGAUAGGGAAGGUUUCAAAUUAUUUCCGAAAAGCAAAGGAAUUAAACGAUUUUUGCAAUGGUUUACUCAAACCACCAUGUUUGAUCUCUUUAUUGACGCCGUUUUAACAAAUCCUGGUAGUUUUUACGUUUUUGACAAUCGAAUUAACAUAUAUAGUUCACAAGAUGCGACAUUGAUAUUAGAAAAAAUGAAAGAUUGGAAAAAACUUUAAAUCUCAAAUUUUUUCAAUACUUCGACGCUGGCUGUUAUAUUACAUUUUCAAGUUCUGUAAGAUUAUAUCAAUAUUUAUUAAUGCAAUAAGCUUUAAAAAUUUUUAUUUCAAAAACUAGGAGCUAAUAAAUAGCAGCUGGUUCAAUAACACAAAAAGUAUUGUUUUAUCAUUUCACUAUUUAGUAUUUAUAGUAUUAUUUUUAAAAUAAUUGUUUAAUUUAAGCUCUCUCAGAAACUUCCAUUAGAAAGUGACAUUUUUCAAAUAUUCCAUAAUGUGCCUUAUUUCGUUUUGUAUAUUUAUGUUUCUCUCUAUUGUUAGUUAUUUUUUAUACUGUUAUUUUGUACCUGUUCGAUGUGAACCAUUCGAUACUUAGAUGUUUUAUAUAUUACAGAUAUAAAUAUUU